Messenger RNA from Chelmon rostratus (copperband butterflyfish), 6390 nucleotides. RefSeq names its product ral guanine nucleotide dissociation stimulator-like. The record is from RefSeq and is a predicted model, not a curated record. Gene Ontology annotation, cellular component: plasma membrane. The coding region runs from base 228 to 2762 and encodes 844 amino acids. Gene Ontology annotation, biological process: Ras protein signal transduction; positive regulation of GTPase activity. Gene Ontology annotation, molecular function: guanyl-nucleotide exchange factor activity. The transcript is spliced from 18 exons. NCBI's taxonomy places the organism in Eukaryota, Metazoa, Chordata, Actinopteri, Chaetodontiformes, Chaetodontidae.
AGCGUUGUUGCUGUUUGGCAACAAGAAAAGGGUUUCACUUCACCUUUCACAGACAAGGAUGGACAUGCUGAGUUUCUGGAAACCCAUUUUCCUUUUUCCCAGCAAAAGUUAAUUUUUUUCUAGUGUCGUUCCUCUCGUUUGUUGACACAGCUGGUAAAGUAAAUAUGUAUGAGCAGAGCGUCGACGGGGGUUCGGUCGAUCUGUGACGUGAAGAGUGGGAGCUCUCGAUGGUCGUGGAUGGGCUUUUGCUCCAGGAACAUCUGGAUCUUGAGGCUUCUGGUCUGGUUCUGAGCGAAGUCGUGAUGUUGUGCUGGAGCCCGUGGACCUGUGGACUGCUGGUCAGGACGGGUGUCUUCUGGGAUGGCGAGGAUUAUUGCCGGACAGUCAGGAGAGCAGGCAGACAGAGCUCGACGCAGGAGAUCGGCGAGGAGGCCGAGGACGAUGCCAUCUUCACCAUCACGCUGAGGAAGGUGCAGCUUCAUCAGUCUGCCAGUAAGGGGCAGCGAUGGCUGGGCGUGGAGACGGACUCGGCCCUGAGCCUCUACGAGACCUGCAAGGUGCGGACCAUCAAGGCCGGCACGCUGGAGAGGCUGGUGGAGUACAUGGUGUCUGCGUUCAGGGGCAAAGACUCCACCUACGUAACCAUCUUCCUUUGCACCUACCGCUCCUUCGCCACCACCAAGCAGGUGCUGGAUCUCCUGCUCAACAGGUAUGCCAAACUCCAAAAUGUCCCUGUAGCCACAGCACACAGAGUCUCCCAGGACGACUGCACGGAGCUGAGAAACACUGUUUCGUCUAUCCUGGGCGCGUGGUUGGACCAGUACUCUGAGGACUUCUGGAGCCCUCCGAACUACGACUGUCUGCACCAGCUGCUGUCCUACCUUCACCGCCACUUCCCCGGCUCGGACCUGGAGCGCCGCGCCCGCAACCUGCUUGCCCACUUCCACCGCCGACAGCAGUGUGAGCCUGAUCCUGAUGGGGAACACAUUGGCUGUCCCUUUGCCACGCAGGAAGAGAGUGGCUUUGAGGACGAGCUACCUGCUUUUAGUUUCCUGUCGUUUGACCCCAUCAUGGUGGCAGAGCAGUUCACACUCAUGGACGCGGAUCUGUUUAAGAAGGUGGUGCCCUACCAUUGCCUGGGUGGGAUUUGGUCUCAGCGGGAUAAGAAGGGGAAGGAGCACCUGGCUCCAACCAUUAGAGCCACUGUGGCCCAGUUCAACUCUGUCACCAAUUGUGUCAUCACCACCUGCCUGAGCAACCCAACGCUGAAGCCCAACCAGAGAGCCAGGCUGCUAGAGAGGUGGAUCGACGUGGCUCGGGAGUGUCGGAUCCUGAAGAAUUUCUCCUCGUUACGAGCCAUCCUCUCCGCCCUGCAGUGCAACGCCAUCCACCGCCUCAAGAGGACCUGGGAGGAAGUGUCACGGGAGAGUUUCCGAACCUUCCGCGAGCUGUCUGAGAUCUUCUCAGACGACAACAACUACUCCCUCAGCCGAGAGCUGCUGGUGAAGGAAGGCACCUCCAAGUUUGCUACUUUGGAAAUCAACCCCAAACGAGCUCAAAGGAGACACCAGCAGCAGAGAGACCUGGGAGUGAUGCAGGGGACGAUUCCUUACCUGGGGACCUUCCUGACGGACCUGGUGAUGAUGGACACUGCCAUGAAGGAUUAUACAGAGGGUGGUCUGAUAAACUUCGAGAAGAGAAGAAAGGAGUUUGAGGUGAUCGCUCAGAUCAAACUGCUCCAGUUGGCCUCCAACAACUACAGUUUCACUCAGGACAGCCACUUCAGAGAAUGGUUCGCAGGCGUGGAGAAGCUCAGUGAGGCAGAGAGCUACAAUCUGUCCUGCGAGAUCGAGCCUCUGUCAGAGUCGGCCAGCAACACGCUCAGAGCCAAGAAGAACGGAGGCAUCAUGAAACGCUGGAGCGACCGGCAGUUGACGGAGGCCGGCUGCAGCAGCGGCGCCGGCUCUCAUUCCAAGUCCUUCGACCACUCGCACUACAGGCCGUACCAAGGAGGCGGCGGGGACAGCGGCGACGCCCUCAGCGUCACCUCUGUCAGCUCCAGUGGUUCAGACCUGGAGGACGUGAACGCCAGCUUCCUGUCGGAUUCUCCAGAGGGACAUGAGAGGAAGACGUCAACUCCUUCAGUGAAACUUACCGUCUCUGCUUUGGGGAGAGAAGCUCCAGCAGCAGAUACAACCUCAACGUUCUGGGAGUGUACGUCGCUGUCGUCCCUGGACACCUCCGGCACGGGCUCCAGCUCCGGUUCAGCCUCCGGCUCCAGCAGCGCCUCCUCCUCCUCCGUCUCUUGCUCCACCCCGCUGUCCGCCUCCCGCUCACACAAACGCUCAGUGUCGGCGGUGUCGAACUACUCGACUCUGUCGCUGCCGCUGUACAACCAGCAGGUCGACGACUGCUGCAUCAUCAGGGUCAGCCUGGACGUGGAGAACGGCAACAUGUACAAGAGCAUCCUGGUCACAAGUCAAGAUAAGACUCCAGCUGUCAUCAGGAAGGCCAUGAUCAAACACAACCUGGAGCGGGAGAAGGCCGAGGAUUACGAGCUGAUGCAGAAAAUCUCUGAGGACAAAGAGCUUCGUAUCCCGGACAACGCCAAUGUUUUUUACGCCAUGAACUCCACUGCCAACUACGACUUUGUGCUGAAGAAGCGCGGCUUGGCCCGGCCAGUGCGGGCCAAGAACGUGGCCAGUUCGACGCUGCCUCGCAUGAAACAGAAGGGACUGAAAAUCGCUAAAGGGAUUUUCUGAGGACAAACGCACCACUUCCUGCCUCCCCUCCACCCCCUUAACCCUCUCUGAUCUCCACUCCUCAGAAAUAACAUUUCUGUUCGGCUCUGUUGGAGGCAAAGUAACCUGAAGUAUCUGCGUUUUGGUUUGGACAAAGACUGAGAUGCCAAAGGAGAUGAGAUAAAUGACCAAGCGACCUUUCUGUGGAUUAGCAGAAAGCAGAGGAGCACCUUACACUUGGAAACAGCUGUCGUGGCAUCAGGACCCUCCAAGGACGUUGAAAGGCUGACUCUGGCGCAGGAAACGUCCAGAUAGAGGCUGUUUCCAUAAAGCUGACAAAUAAAGGACACGUUUGUGGGAAAAUAAACAGCUGCGUGGGUGUCGGGUGCAGCUGCUUGGUAGCUGAACUAGUCGAACUCUACCAGACUCCGUUCGGUCUGAAAUUCCACGCAACUGGUUGCGUUGGCUUGUGGAAAAGCAGAUCCAUUUCAUAUUCUAGUCCAUUGUUUUUUGUUUCCAACUGUUUACAUCUAAACAUUCACUCGGUCUUAAAGGCUUUUGUUCAAGUAUCUUGUCCACGAGAGGAUUUUUUUGCACCUGUGAUACAACUUUUGAACCCCUGACUCGCUCAGCAGCCUCCAUCCCUGUAUUUUACUCUUCAGUCUUCAUGCACGUGCCCUCCUGGCAUGGAGUGUACAUAAACGAACAAUACGAAGCCGCGGCGAGUAAACACAGAUGUGUGUCACAGCUGGGUGUUCGAAUGUGUUUCUAUUUUUUCAGGGAACUUUUGUUGUGAGUGUCCGCCGCCUUCACCGUCUCGCCCCGGGGUUCCUGAUGUCGACAGUGUUCCUGGGACUGCAGCACUGAACGUUUCGCUCCCCCUCUCGGACGCUGGGACUCAAUUCAGCAUUUUACCACCAGCGACGCUGACGUGGAGGGACCUGAACUCUUUUAACUUCUGAACGCUGCCAUGUUACAAAAAAAACAAGAAGUUUGAGGAGUCUGAAAUGGUGACAUGGUGUCAAAAUGUAGUGGGCACAGCCGUGAAUCACAUGCCACUGUUUUCUUUUCUUUUUUUAAUGAAUGAAUUGUAGCCACUACACCAUGAAGGAUGUGGCAGCCCUUUGAUCGCACUUGACUGGGAUAGAAAACCGAGAGAAGAGCAAGAGAGCAGAGAACAAAAAACUGAGUGUAUAUAUCAGUUCACACCAACUGUGCAGUAUAUUCUUUUGAAACAAACCAUGAGAUUUUGUUAAUAGACUUGCCACGAUAUCAAAACUUUUUUCACUUCGCUUUGUACAUUUUUUUGCAUCUCUCUGCUCUGAUAUGGUGCUGCUAAUUAUCCUUCUGAAGAAGUUGUACAAGCUGCACUUUCCCUGCUUCCUGACCACUGGCCGCCAUGUUGGAAUGCAACAGAAACAAGUCUUCUUCCCUGCUGCGUGAGAUGUUUCAAUGGGCUUUUUACCCCAGGGUAAAUGCUCUUUCUAAGAAUUUCUAACAAAAAAAAAAGAUUUUAAUCAACAAUGUAUAAUAAUAUACUUAAAUUCAAUCAUAAUAAUUGUAAAGCUGUUUAAAUAUUAAGUGCUCAUUAAGCAUUUAUUCUUUGGAAGGAGCCUCUGAACCAACAUUUUGACCAUCUAAGACACUAACAGCUGACUUGAAAUUAUGUAAAGGCCCGGCUUACUGCACCCAUUCAGUAAUAUGUAUUCAAAUGUAUAUUUUAUGUUGAGAUGAGAUGUACCAUCUUCUUGUGGUCCCAAAAUACUGCAGUAAAAAAACUCACAAUACACAUUUCUAAAUGCACUGAUUAAAAAUAUCAACUGCAUAAAAUAAGCAACAAAAACAAGAUAUUCUGUCAGAUUCCCAGGUUUCCUUCUGGCAAAAGAACAGCAGCCUAAAUUUCCUGUAACUGCAAACAGAUAUUUUGGUAUAACUCAUGAUAUUUGCACAGAAAGAAGCGUGGUUUCUUCCAACAUGGCGGAUCAUCCUUCAUACCAUUCAUAUCCAUCAAUAACCACAGUCCAAAUGUGCCAUGAUAGGCUGUAAAACAUGGAGUCUGGAAUAGGGUUUGGAAUGAGGCUUCGCGCAGGGGCCCAGAUGAACGACGGUGAUCUUGCACAUGAGGGAACUUCUCUGUGCUGUCCAUGAUCUGUCGCUUGAAAGGAAAAAUCCAACCUAAAAUACCUUGUCACUGUUUUUGUAAAGCAGUUUUUUGGGAUGUACUUGCCAUUUUUGGGUUCCUAAUUUUUUUAUUCCCAUGGAUAGAGUGAUGCCACAUUGUUGAGCUAUUUCUAAUUUUCAAAGGGCUUCUUUUGUGGAUUCUGCACAGUUUCUCUCUGUUUGCACGCAACCCUCACUGCUAAAUUACCUGUUUUGCUCACUGUUCACUAAAGCCCCUUUUAGUUGCCCUUGCAGGACCUGUCAAGCUUUCCCUUCUUGUGAGGCACAUAUGCAGUUUACUAUAACGGUGGUAUUAUUGCAUCUUUUUGCCCUAAAGAUGAGUCCUAACCAAUGUGUCUGACGAACAUAAUGCUAUCCUGGGUAACAUUGGCAGGGGUCGCUGACAGAGCCGCUAACAUUAGCCUAAACUGUGAUAGCAUCCAGGGCGCACAGUGAGAAAAAGCAAUGGAUGUGCUUGACAUGCGCAGGAGCUCUUUUAAUGGAACCUGUAAUCCCACAAGCUAAUGUAGUUUGGUGAUGUGCUCCUUGGCUAGAAAGUAAGACACACUUACUACUGUAGGUUGUGAGAUAGUCAGCCGGACAUGCUAAUGUUUGCAGCUUACAGUAGAGCAGACAAACACACUGUUUGGACGUCUAACACCUUUGCUCUUGUGUUUUUGCUUUUGGAAAGGCUAAAAAAGGUACCACACUUUAAACACUUUAAAUGUAUCACUGUCACUACAGCAGCAGUUGCUGUUUGGGGUGAGGGAUGAACACACACUCAGUUUGAUCAACAGCAAGCUAACCCCAUCUCAGAGUCCUGUUGCAUGGCCUUCUGGGAAAUGUAGGAAUGUAGGAAAUUACUGAUUACAGGAAAGUGGGUUCACCAAAAACACUUACCGAAUAUCUAAGGUUGGAUUUUUCCUCAGUUGUUCAUAUCACCGCAACAAAACACAAGAUUUGCUUGGAUUGCACUGCAACCAUGUAUUGCCUUUUUUGCUUUUUUGUUGUUUUUCACCUGCAUGAAUUUCAUAAUUCUCUUAGAGAUCAGAUGAAUGAAGCGCGCCCCCCAGAACAAAAAAAACCUGCCUAAGCAAUAUUGUGACGAGUGGCAGGAGGCACGUCGUCCGGCUGUCGUGGAUGUUGUUCGUGCCACUGUGGCGUGAAGUCCUUUGCUGUUGAACACUGUGACCUUUGACCCUUUCACUCUGCCCCCUCUGCCUGUUGAUCGGCGCGUCAUGUCGAGCACUGUGAACAAAAAAAAUAACAUCUAUUCCCCCUUUAUGGUGUCGUAGUGAACAUCUGCCCUUCGCUCAUGUUGUUGGCGAGCUGCAAUGGCAACAGUCUUGACUCUACAUGUGCCAAAAAUAACAAGGAAAGAGAGAAAAGGGUUGCUCUUAACAGAUGAGUCCUCUGCCUUUCACAGUGAAAAAAAAAAACAAGUUUGUAUGUUUACUGUUGUUGCAUUUUUUCUGGAAAACAAAAAUAA